Molecule: messenger RNA, 1743 nt
Organism: Penicillium alfredii
Lineage: Eukaryota; Fungi; Ascomycota; Eurotiomycetes; Eurotiales; Aspergillaceae
Product: C2H2-type zinc finger protein
Exons: 6
Coding region: 1-1743 (580 amino acids)
Biological process (GO): regulation of transcription by RNA polymerase II; central nervous system development
Cellular component (GO): nucleus
Molecular function (GO): RNA polymerase II cis-regulatory region sequence-specific DNA binding; DNA-binding transcription factor activity, RNA polymerase II-specific
Source: RefSeq, a predicted model, not a curated record
AUGGCGACCCAACCCCAAGGAGGCGAUUUCUGCCUCGAAUGCCACUGGGAGGCUUUCCAUAUUGAUGGCAAGGACGCGGUGAAUCCCUCAGAAAACCGCACCCAACAGCAAUGGAAUUGUCCCGAGCAUGAGCAUCAAACCUCGCUGGCUCAUUGCGAUGUUGACGAAGCUUGCUGUGACGUGGAUGACUGCCCUCUGGACUGUGGGUCAAUAUGUGAUGGCUUCGUGGAGUGCGAUGCCUCGACUGUCUGCUCAGCCACACACUGCGACGAUAAUAACUGCGACGACAACCAUUGUGAUGACAACCACUGUGAUGAUAACCACUGUGACGACCACCAUUGCGAGAGCAUAGAUCCUGUCUGCUUCGAUGCUCACUGCUGCGACGGCACCGAGGGCCAAGACUGCGGCUUUGAUUCUCUGUUCGGGUUGAACACUCCGCUGUCACUAGAUCCCUCUGCUAUCUUGCCCUCUACGGCCAUGGCACAACAUGGCGUCGGCUCGCCGCAAAAGGUCCCGGAACCUACUUUCCCUGGGACCCUUGAUCCAAACCAUCAUCAUGACUUCUUGUCCUCCUACCACGCACAUGCACACCACUGCGAGCAAAAUGUGUCUAACCACUUCGAGUGCCAUGACUUCCAGAAGGACAUGCAGGGCAUGUUCGUGAACCCACCAUUUCCCCCGCAGACCGAAGUCAACCCAGCAGAAGUAUUCCAUAUGCUGGGAAUGUGCUCAGACUUUGCGAUUUGCCAGGACCAGCAUGUGUCGAACCCGCAGGACAGCACAACCCCGAUUCAAACCCCCAAGACCGACUCAUCAAGCGCUUUGAGCUGUUUCCAUCCCGAACAUCACCAUGUUCAUGGCCAUUUCAAGAACCCUAAUGAUUUGAAUCUUCAUGGGUUCAAGCGAGGACCGCACCGCAACCACCACCGCUGCCGAGUUCACACCCACGCGCAUUCGCAUCCUUACUCCCCCUAUUCUCGCAAUUCGCGGUCCAGCGUCAGCUCCCACCUCAUAUCUAGUCCUGGAGAGACCCCGCCACCCCUCGAAGGCGGCGCAUCAUCUGUGUUGACCACGCCCGAUUUCUCAGAAGAUAGCGAUCUGCAUAUUUGCAAGUGGACCAUGAAAGUCCAUGGGAUUAAGGCUGCAUGUGGUGCCACGUUCGCGGAUGCCGGUGGUCUGCAGGAUCAUCUUAUUACCCACCAUAUGACCACCGUCGACGGCGCUAAAGGGAAUGGGUACUACUGCUGCUGGGAAGGAUGUCAUCGCCCGGAUGAGCCGUUCUCCCAAAAGUCGAAGCUUCAGGGUCAUUUCCUAACACAUAGCAACUACAAGAAUUUCAAGUGCUCUGUUUGUGGCAAGACUUUUGCCCGGCAGGCGACCUUGGACCGUCACGAGCGGAGCCACCGGGGUGACAAGCCCUAUAAGUGUAAAAUGUGCGGGAAGUCUUUUACAGACAGCAGCGAGCUGAAAACACACUCCCGAACCCACAGUGGUGAAAAGCCAUUCAAGUGCAACUAUCCCGGAUGUAACUUUGAAACGGGCGAUUCAUCCAAUAUGUCCAGCCACAGACUGACUCACGGGGAACGAAAACACAAAUGCUAUUUCCUGGGGUGCACCAAGAGUUUCACUCGACCCGACCAAUUGAAGCGCCACAUCAAGACGACCCACAAACAAGAGCCGCCCUCAACGCUUCCAUCACCCAGCCCCGACCACUUCGCGUUACCCGCAUUUGCGGUCGUCUGA